Symbiodinium natans is the source of this 1650-nucleotide messenger RNA. The record is from the annotation of a GenBank genome assembly. NCBI's taxonomy places the organism in Eukaryota, Dinophyceae, Suessiales, Symbiodiniaceae.
AUGGCAAUGCUUGGAUUGAGUCAUACACAAGCAGGUGGGCUGGUGUCGAUCCACAUAUCCGACCGACCCACUGCAGGCGUUCCGCAUCCCGUGUUGGGCGAGAGAGUUGUCGACUUUAGCAUGUCGCUCUUCGUGCCAUUCCUGUCUUUCUGGAUCGCUGUCUUCUUGCACGAGCGAUAUGUCUCUUACAACAACGAGAUCAUGUUGAGCUAUGAGCCCCUACAGAGAAAGUCGUGUCAAGUCAUGACCACUUGGUUGGGCUUGGCAGGCUUCAUGAUGAACGCCAUGAUGGUUCCGCUUUCCCUGGAUUUGGCUUUCAGCCUGGGGCAGUCAGCUACAGCAUCGGGACUCUUUGUCGGAGCGCAACUGGUUGCAGGAAUUGUCGGAACGCUGCUAGGGAGGCUGCUGGUUAACGAGCUGGAGUGGGCACAAUUCUUCGUGAGGAGGGUGUUGAUUUUCAUCUUUUGGUUCCUCUCCUUUGCAGCCUUGGCCAAUGCUUGUUUCUACAACUGGACUGCUCAAAGCAGCCAGGUCAAUCUUAUCUGGUGGAUCGCCAUAGGGUACAACAGUAUGCUGAACUUGAUUGCAGCUAUCCCAGGUGUGAUGUGUGUGGUCCUUUGGACUAAAGUCACGCAUCCAGGCAAUCGCACGAUGUGGACCUUCAUAGGCCAGUGCUCUCGAAAUGCUGGCAUGACCAUUGGUCCGCUUGCAUUCUUGCUGGUGAGUCGGAUGGUUGUCCGCGGAGGUGAGCCCGUAAAUCCAAGGAGUAUGAUGGCCUGGGUAUGUAUUUUCUCGGCCGUUUUGAAUCUGAUGAGCCUGACGAUCGCUGUUUUUGGCAUACCGACCGAGCUUCCCCAUGCUCUUCCAGAGGCUUUGUCGGAGGAGGGCUCCUUCCAGCUAUCAGGGGAAGCUCGGCCAGAAGAUCUCGACGACUCCGGCCGGCAGACAGUGUACUGGAAGAUCGUCCUCUACUUCUGCGAGAGACCCCUGACGCUUGCAGCAAUCGAGGUGUCGACAACCAUGAUGCUGGAGUUGCUUUAUGGCUGGGAUGCCUACCACUCUGGCUUUUGCUUCACCAUCAUGUGUCCGGCUGGCAUCGUCCUUGCCAUUGUACUGAAAUCUCUUAUAAACGCAGGCAUCGUGCGGGAGCCCAACGUUUACUUUGGGUCCAUGGUAGUCUCGGUGCUGGGCUGCGCACUGCUUUUCGACGAAGGCAAUGCAGGGCCCACGACACUCAUCGCCGCUGGCACUAUGAUUUACACGGGUGCCGCCUGUGCCAAUGGCAUUGCCGAUGGUUGGGGGUCGAGAGCAGCAAAGGAAGGUACUGGUUUUGGCCAGGCGCAGUUCCAGCUGCUUAAGAUGCUGGCCAUCAGCCUCGCACGCUUCACUGGAGACCUUCUCGGCCGCUUCCUGGUAGACUACGGCGGCCGCAACAUGUAUGCCGCUUUUCAGCUCCUGCUGUGCCUCGCGGGUGCCCACACAGCGUACGGGGCCUGUCGGCCCCUGUGGGCAAAGGAGCGCGAGGGGGAGUCCGGGGAGACCUUGGAGAAUGAGGAGGCAGAGAGCACAAAGGGCACCUCGGGCCGGAAGUUGCUCCAGGCGCCGGAGGACUCGCCGAAUCCCUCCGAGGCUUCUCCCAUGCAGAGAUGA